This is a messenger RNA of Amborella trichopoda, 1964 nucleotides long. RefSeq names its product Ypt/Rab-GAP domain of gyp1p superfamily protein. Gene Ontology annotation, biological process: regulation of GTPase activity. Lineage: Eukaryota; Viridiplantae; Streptophyta; Magnoliopsida; Amborellales; Amborellaceae. Gene Ontology annotation, molecular function: GTPase activator activity; small GTPase binding. The record is from RefSeq and is a predicted model, not a curated record.
CCUCUAUCUUUCUGUAAAUCAUUCGCAUCCUCUCUCUCUGCAAUCAUCACCCAUCAUUCAUUACACUGUGUUUUUUUGAGUCUCUUGUUCCACCCCCCAUAAACAAAUCCACCCUCUCUCUCUAUGUCCCAAGGAAAUCCAUUUCUUUCUCAGGCCAAGUUUUCCAUUAGCUUUCUCUCUCUACCAAUAAUGAAAACUCACAAAACCCACCCUCUUAUCCUCCCUCUCUCUCUCUAGCACCUCAACACAGAGGCCGGAAAAUGUAUGGUGGAGCUCAAACCCAACGGGAGGUCCCCAUAAUAUGGGACACCCGUGACCCAUACCUGAAACCCAAACCAAUUCAUAGAAAAACCAACAUUACAGUGAAAUUCACAGAUCUCUAUGGCUUCACCGUUGAAGGCAAUGUGGAUGAUGUCAAUGUCUUGAACGAGGUCAGAGAGAGAGUGAGGCAGCAAGGAAAGGCAUGGUGGGAGCUUGAGGCCAGCAAAGGGGCUAACUGGUAUUUACAGCCCAAGAUUUCUUCUAUAUCAGAAGUUGCAGUAUCAAACCUGAAGAUCUCUGUUCUUGCUAAUACUUUAGCAUUGAAUAGGCUUAUAAGAAAGGGGAUUCCCCCUGUUCUUAGGCCAAAGGUUUGGCUUUCAGUUUCUGGAGCAGCUAAGAAGAGGUCAACUGUUCCUGAGAGUUAUUAUGAUGAUCUUAUCAAAGCAGUAGAGGGAAAGGUCACACCUGCAACUAGACAGAUUGAUCAUGAUUUACCCCGUACUUUCCCUGGUCAUCCUUGGCUAGACACGCCUGAGGGUCAUGCAUCUUUAAGACGAGUCCUUGUUGCUUACUCUUUCCGAGAUUCUGAUGUCGGAUACUGUCAAGGUUUAAAUUAUGUUGCGGCAUUGCUUCUACUCGUUAUGAAAACUGAGGAAGACGCCUUUUGGAUGCUUGCCGUGCUCUUGGAGAAUGUUUUGGUGAAUGAUUGCUAUACCGACAACUUAUCUGGGUGCCAUGUUGAGCAAAGAGUGUUCAAGGAUCUUCUUGCUAAGAAAUGUCCAAGGAUUGCUUCUCAUUUGGAGAGCAUGGACUUUGAUGUGUCCCUUGUAGCAACUGAGUGGUUCCUUUGUCUCUUCUCAAAAAGCUUGCCAUCUGAGACAACCAUGCGGGUAUGGGAUGUCCUAUUCAAUGAAGGUGCAAAGGUGCUUUUUCGUGUAGCGCUGGCGAUAUUCAAGAUGAAGGAAGAGCAGUUAUUAGUGACACAUCAGAUUGGUGAUGUGAUCAGCAUCUUGCAGAGUGCCACCCAUCAUCUUUUUGAUCCCGAUGAGCUGUUGACGGUUGCUUUUGACAAAAUUGGUUCAAUGACAACCAAUGCCAUCACUAAACAGAGGAAGAAACAAGAGCCAGCAGUCAUGGCUGAACUAGACCAGCGACUGAGGCGCCUCAAUUCACUGAAAGAAGAAAAAUAGCCUUUCCAUUGGGAGGCGAGCUUAAGUUUCGCGGCACCUCUGCCAUAUAAAGCAUUUGCUUCGAGUUCUACCCACUAGCUGAGCAAGGACACCAUAACAAGUUGAUGUUUUGCUGUUCAAAGGCAUAGAUAAAGUGCUUAGAGAAGUCACCAUGGCACCUCCUCUUUAUGGUUGGAGUUAGGGUUUGGGGGUGGUUUUUGAUAUGUAGAAUGUGUGAGAGUCUUACUUGUGGAGUUUCUGGGUGUGUGCUACAGUUUGAGAAGAAUCAGGACUGGAGUUUCGAUGGUUGAUGUAUCAUGGGGAAACCUAUGCGAGAGUCAAGGAGGCGGUGGGACUGUAAAAAAUGUGAAGUUUUUAACUGAAAAGGUGUCGGGAAAAAAGGACACAGAAUUGUGAUGUAAAUUCAGAGGUUAGCAGCUCAAUUGCUGCGAACCACAAAUAUUUAUUCUUUUGUUAACCAAGUGCCAUAUUUAAAUUACUAGGCAGGAUAAAUAGAACCGUGAGAUAUGUUAA